Molecule: messenger RNA, 606 nt
Organism: Acanthoscelides obtectus
Lineage: Eukaryota; Metazoa; Arthropoda; Insecta; Coleoptera; Chrysomelidae
Source: the annotation of a GenBank genome assembly
AAGAGAUUGCGGAAAAUUGAAUAUCGCCGCAGCCGAAGCCCAGUACGGAAACGAAAUCGGAGAGUAGUGUCGUCUUUGUCUUCAUCGUCUCAGUCGUCGGAGUCCUCUCUGUCAUCUAGAUCAAGGACUCCCCCUGGUUCGAGUAUCAUGGAUCGGUCCGGGGGCCACACUUCAAAUUGCACGGUUUCACCGAUUUGUUUACCUUCGGCUGUGUACUUACGUAUUUUGCCGGGUAUCGAUGAGAGUACCUUUUUGGUUUUUUGGCUGGAUGAUAAGGUAUCAAUGAGCAUACCUUCCGUUUAUCCCGCUCUUCACAGUUUCUGGUCAAGUGGAAUAAAAAUGUUGUUUCUUCCAGGGCAAGGAGACGCCCCUCCUCCUGGUGUCGAGCUCUCAGAAGAUGUCGUCGAAAUUCUGGUCACACCUGAUACCAACACAUUCAUUUAUGGGCCGAAUUUACACAAAGAUUUAGUUUCCCGUUGGCAAAAAGCUGUGGCCGCGGGGUUGUCUGAAGAGGACAAAAAGGAACUUUGCAACAAACCAUAAAACCAAAGCCGGCAAAAUCGAUUCGUAAGAAUCGCAGUUGGCAAUGAAUCCAACCUCUGAGGU